AGCACAGAUACUGUCGCUAAACCCCAUGGAUCGACGAGAUGAUUGGGACAGAGGUUUAAAUAAAGGGAUUUCACACAGUAUUACGUCCCUAGUCGGGUGGUCGGGUAUAUUUACUAUUGAUUAGAGAAUGUAAACAUGUCAGCUAAAGCGUCUGCCGUGUGCCAUUUCAGCGUGGGGAUCCACAUGUAUCAGUAAUAGUGGUUAAUCCCAGAUACUAUAUAACAUUGAUUUCGGAUAGAGCUUUCGGUAAACAUGUGGCUUCCUGAGCAGGCGUCCACAGACGUCUUACUCUGACCACCGGUUUGCUCCGUCGCCCCGGAUACGGUCAGCAAGCUGUAAGCCCGACACCGCCGCCAUGCCCCGGUCACACGUGAGCAUCGCGCGGUUCUACGACUGGUCGGAGGACCUAGGGGACUGUGUGUCCGUUUCAAAGUUUUACAGGGACCUUGCUGCUACACAACGAAAUGGCGGUGACAAGUUACGUGGUAGGACGCCGUGGUGUUCAAACGGUGUCCGUGUGAGUCCAGGGAGGAUGUUUCUCCGAGACAAGGCAGGAUUGACAAAAGGAGAAAAGGAUAUCAUUGAAGGAAUCUACCGCAACAGGGGAGAUGUGCUGAAGGAUGAGGCCCAGCAAGUGGUUACAAAAGACGAGUGGCAACUCGUAAAGAGUCAUAAAGACGCCUGGUUAGUGGGUAAAUCCGUACCUAAAAAUGGGGUUCGUUCCGAUGGAGUCCGAAUGGAUUCUUCUGUUGAUCUAAAACUCCCAGAUAAUCUUUUCAGUCGAUCUGUGGAUGUGAGUAAUAAUUCCGAUAGUAUGAAUCAGUCCACUAUUGCCGAAACAAAUAGUGAACCUGUAAAGGAGGAUGACGUCCUUGUAGCUCCGCCCUCGACUCCCGAUAGGGAGCUUACGAACGGCAGCUUUUCGGAUAACACUUCAUCCGCUAAGAGUAGAAAUCGGACGGUAUAUCGGUGUGGAGAACGAUCUGUGAUGGCUGACUCCGACCAUGUAUUGGCAAAAAGCCAAACGUUCAAACUAGAGUCUCCCGAACCCCAGAAACGUAAAGUGUUUGUCAAUGUGUUUCUCCCUCAAAGUUCCCCAGAAUUACUGCAAGAUCGUACGCGUACAUCUAUGGAUAAAGAUCGGAGCUCUUUGACAAGAGGAAGUGUGCGACGAGACGGUACGAGAUUUUCGCGAUACACCGGAGACAAUUUUGUUCAGCCUACAACCUCCUUGUCAUUUUCUGAUUCCCGUAGGAACCAGCGUGGACUUCCAGGCACAAUAAGCUCUGUUGGUGACUGAAACCAGGUGGCAGAAUUAGGAUUAUUGUCCCGACGCCAUCUUUGAUCUGGUCGGUUACCGUCUGGUGAUACUGUCCAGUUAGUCUUUGUUGUGUUUCGUCGUUGAGCGAUUGAAACAAAAUGUUAUCGGUAAGCCAUUUACACAGCCGCCAUCUUUACAUGUAAUAUCGUCGUUAUCAUCGAAACGUGCGAUGAAAUAUGGAGUACAUGACAGAUUAGUUGUGAUUAUGACAUUGUAUCAUAUAGUUUGUUGAAUACGUUUAUCGUUUAUCUAAUGUCUGGUAGAUUCUUAUUUUUUUGUGUAUAAGUGAAUCUCGGUCGUAUGGAUAUGAUAUCUAGUGCUAUUGUUAGACAGUCGGCAGAUGUAAGAUGUCCCUCGUUAAAGGGACAUAAUGGUUAGAUUUCAAUAGUUUCUUCAUGCAUUUGAUUUCCGGAAAGCGUUGUGAUACUUGAAAUUAGAUUCUUUACAAAAUUAUGGCACUUUUUGUGAAAUAUUGGCAAUGUUUAUCAACUUCAAAAUAUCGCUGAACAACACUGGAAGUUGUAUCUGUCGCCAUUUGCUGUUUAUAUUGUUAUUAAAUUUAAACAAAUUGUUAUGGACACUUUUGAAAUAUAUAAUUAACAUAAAGUGCAUAACUUUUUACAUCAUUUUAAAUCGUAUACCCUUUUUUUUUUUACAUAUUAUUUAAGUGAAAAUCUAACCAUUAUGUCCCUUUAAGGUUAUGUGAUGUCUAAGGGACGGUUAUAGAGGGAUGUAAGAUGUCCCUCGUUAAGGUAAUGUGAUGUCUAAGGGACGGUUAUAGAGGGAUGUAAGAUGUCCCUCGUUAAGGUAAUGUGAUGUCUAAGGGACGGUUAUAGAGGGAUGUAAGAUGUCCCUUGUUAAGGUAAUGUGAUGUCUAAGGAAUGGUUAUAGAGGGAUGUAAGAUGUCCCUCGUUAAGGUAAUGUGAUGUAUAAGGGAUGGUUAUAGAGGUAUGUAAGAUGUCCCUUGUUAAGGUAAUGUGAUGUCUAAGGGACGGUUAUAGAGGGAUGUAAGAUGUCCCUCGUUAAGGUAAUGUGAUGUCUAAGGGAUGGUUAUAGAGGGAUGUAAGAUGUCCCUUGUUAAGGUAAUGUGAUGUCUAAGGGACGGUUAUAGAGGGAUGUAAGAUGUCCCUCGUUAAGGUAAUGUGAUGUCUAAGGGAUGGUUAUAGAGGGAUGUAAGAUGUCCCUCGUUAAGGUAAUGUGAUAUAUAAGGGACGGUUAUAGAGGGAUGUAAGAUGUCCCUCGUUAAGGUAAUGUAAUGUCUUGAGAGAUGAAUUAAGAGGGAUGGAUGGUGCUAUGUUGCUAUGUCUAAUCUGUAUCCUCAGUGCUGAUAUGUCUCUUUUAGUCUGUGAUUUACACUCCCGGUAUGUUACCGUUUGUCGCCAUUGACAUUAUACUUUAUCAUCAUGUUGUAAUUUGCCGUUUUCAAUAAGUUCGAGCCGUGACCCUAACUAUUUCAGUACAGAAUUCUGAGUGCAAUAGUAAUGCUAACACAGAGGUAACUUCUGGACAGUUCACGUACAAUUAUCUUUCGAGACUUUUCACACAUUUCUCCAACAGCAAGACCCUUCGUGGGUUUCCCACCGACCCAACACAUUAAUAUAAUCUAAUAUAUAGAGGAUAUGUAACAGUGCGAGGCAGGAGAGAAAAGUAUCAAAAUAUAUGCCACACGAGUGAAAUAUAUCAAAAUAUUAGCCACACGAGUGAAAUAUAUUUGGUAUUACUAAAGAUACUGUAGGAUAUUCUGUUUAUUAUAUUUU
Molecule: messenger RNA, 3078 nt
Organism: Pecten maximus
Lineage: Eukaryota; Metazoa; Mollusca; Bivalvia; Pectinida; Pectinidae
Exons: 2
Coding region: 356-1300 (314 amino acids)
Source: RefSeq, a predicted model, not a curated record